GAGGCCACCUGCGCGCCCCCCAUGUCCACGGCGUCGCUGUGCCCGGAGCUGGACGUCGACCUGCUCGAGCGGGAGAUGUUCGCCAUCAUGGCCAACAACAGCGCGCUCGAGGCGACGCUGGCGCUCGGGCAGCGGGCCGACGACGGCGCCGGGCGCGCCGGCUCCCCGGAGUCGGGCGGCACAGGCGCGGCGGGCCCGGUGGGCGCGUGCUCCAGCGAGGACUGCCGCGCGCUGCGCGCGGGGCUGGAGGCGCAGCUGGCGGCCGCGGAGGCGCGGGCCGACGGCGUCGCCCAGGACUACGCGGCCAAGUUCCGGCAGACCGAGCAGGACUACACCGAGAAGUUCCGGCAAGUGAAGGACAUCUGCCAGCAGCUCGCCGGGCAGAUCAACCUCGCGGAGGAGCGCGCUGCGCGGGCCGAGCUGUGCGAGGUGCGCGCGCGGGAGGACUGCGAGGAGCUGCGGCGGCGGCUGGCCGCCGCGGGCUCCGGCGGCGGCGGCCCCGCGG
Messenger RNA from Prorocentrum cordatum, 505 nucleotides. The record is from the annotation of a GenBank genome assembly. NCBI's taxonomy places the organism in Eukaryota, Dinophyceae, Prorocentrales, Prorocentraceae.